GCAAUUUUGUUAUUCAAUAUUUUAGGUUAUGUAGAUAUUAUUGUUAGCAAGUGGGGGUUUUAAUCAGAGAAUUUUUAUUGAAAUGUGAAGUUUUACGUAGUAGACAAACAUGAUUGAAAAUCAUGAAGCUGACAGCUUUUUACAUUAUGACCAAAUGUCUCUAUUGGACAUUGAAAUAUGCCGGCCAUAGGAUUUUAAACUGAACUAAGUUACCUGCAGCCAGAAAGUGAAUUAAAAAGUAUACUGCCAUGAGUUUUACCAAAGAGCUAGUCUGUCUAUGGCUAGCCAAUGUCAAGCUGUCACGUAUUAUCGUUUUGGUAACUCUCGCUCUGGUUUUAGUGCCAUUAUUCACUCAUUAUUACCUAUCAAAUGUAGAAAGAGAUGCUCCUAUGGGUGACAUCCAUAGGACGCGUUCAAAAUUGGAAACUUAUGAGGAUUUUAGCGCAAUGAAAGCAUCCGAUCUGCGUAUGAGGAUUGAGGAAAUGCUUAGGAUAAAAGGUUCGGUGAGUAGUGAGUUAAGGGAUCUUGAGAGUAAAAGACAGAGACUACAAACAGCGGUUGCCUCUUUCACACAGAAAAUAGAUCAGCUCAACAUGGAAUUGCUUCAUCAACAGAAUGAACUGGACCGUGUUAAGUUGUCUGUCCAACAGGCGCAAAUGGCCUACCUUGAAGCGCGCCAACGAAACACACCAGACCUCUCACCGCCCCUCCCACUCCUGGCUUUGGCUCCGCCCACCCACUACACGCCCCCAUCAGCUGACCACGCCCCCUGUCAGCUGAGCACCUGCUUCGACUUCAGCCGCUGUUCGCUCACCUCCGGUCUGCCCGUCUACCUGUACGACGUCGAUCGGUUCGCCGGGGUCUCGCCAUUUCUGAAGACGGCCGUCCGGCAGACGGUCGGCUACAAUCCGCAUAUCACCUACAAUGCUGACGAGGCGUGUCUGUACCUGGUGCUGGUGGGAGAAGGGGACAGUGAGGUUAAGUGGGGGGAACUGGAGAGGUUGCCGUAUUGGGGCGGUGAUGGUCGCAACCACAUCCUGCUGAACUUCGCCCGUCGCAACCUCUCCUCGUUCGCCUCCCUGCCUCUGACCGCCACGCACAAGUCUCGCGCCCUCGUAGCUCAGUCAUCACACCUGCGUGCCCACUUCAGGCGGGGCUUUGACGUGGUCCUGCCCCCUGCCCUGGGUGCGCCCGGUGGUGGUGUUUGGGAGGAGGCGGCACCCCAACUGCCGGCCAGGAGGCGGCUGCUCAUCUCCUUCCAGGGGGGCCGCAGGGUGGGGGCUGGUAGAGGGGGGACCCCGGCCAAAGAGGGCAAUGAUGACGAGGAUAUGGCGGCUGGUGGAAGUGGGGAUAGUUUGGAGGAUAUUGAAAAGUUCCUAACGUGGUCGACAUCGGAUGAGUUUCUUCUUGAGACGAAUUGUGCCACAACUGACGAAGCAGAUGCUAACGAGUGGCAGCUAUGCGGUUCAGAGGGAAGCAGGUCAGAAGUUCUGAAAGCAUCGACGUUUGUGUUGAUUCCUGCACCAGCCAAUAGCAGCUAUGUGAGCAGCAGUCUGAUGUUGGCCCGCCUCUAUGAAGCCCUGCAGAAUGGAGCCAUCCCUGUGCUAGUGGGCGGCGACCAGUUCAGUGUCGUGCUGCCUUAUUCGGAGGUGAUCCACUGGAAGAAGGCGGUGAUCCACUUGCCGGCCGCGCGACUGCCAGAGCUGCACUUCCUGCUACGUGCGUUCGGCGACGCGGACAUCCUGGUGAUGCGACGCCAAGGCCGGCUGCUGUGGGAACGAUACAUGGCAACGUUGCAAGCCAUCAUAGACACGGUCAUUGCCACGGUCAGGGAUAGGCUGGGGUUGCCGCCUCGCCCAAGGCAGGAUACGUCGGCCAUCUUGAUCGAGCAUGAGUCUUAUCCGGUGAAACCAGACGCAAUAGUGGAGCCGGAAGAGAGCCUGGGUCCCCUGGAGCCCCCCUACCCGUCCCCUGCCUUCCGACGCAACUUCUCGCUGUUCGUGACGCAGGGCUACGAGAUGUGGAACGAGGGGGGUGGCGACCCCUUUCACCUGUACCCCUUUCUGCCGCUAGACCCCCUGCUGCCCUCAGAUGCCAAGUUCCUCGGGUCGGGGGUGGGGUUCAGGCCAAUCGGCGGCGGGGCGGGGGGUGCCGGCAAGGAGUUCUGCGACAGUUUGGGGGGCAAUAGCCCCAGGGAACAGUUCACCAUUGUGAUGCUGACCUACCAGCGCGAUCAGGUUCUGAUGAAUUCGUUGUCGAGGUUGCAGGGGUUGCCCUAUUUGAAUAAGGUAAUUGUCGUGUGGAACUCUCCCAGACUACCAUUGGCUGAUUUACAUUGGCCUGACAUUGGAGUACCUGUUCAUGUAGUGAAGGCCAGUACAAAUAGUUUGAAUAAUCGUUUUGUGCCAUACGAAACAGUAGAAACUGAAGCUGUUUUAUCAGUAGACGACGAUGCACAUCUGAGACAUGACGAAAUUAUGUUUGGAUUCAGAGUUUGGAGAGAACAACGUGAUAGAGUGGUUGGAUUCCCCGGACGUUUCCAUGCGUUAGAUCUCAACUAUGGUGGUUGGUUGUAUAAUUCCAAUUACUCAUGCGAACUGUCCAUGGUUUUAACUGGUGCAGCUUUUAUACAUAAGUAUUAUAUGUAUAUGUACACUUACCAUCUCCCUCAAGCCAUAAGGGACAAAGUAGACGAAUACAUGAAUUGUGAAGAUAUAGCCAUGAACUUUCUUGUAUCACAUAUCACAAGAAAACCUCCAGUCAAGGUUACCUCAAGAUGGACUUUCCGUUGUCCAGGAUGUCCCGUUUCGUUAUCAGAAGAUGACACACAUUUUCAGGAAAGGCAUAAGUGUAUAAAUUUCUUUACCCAGGUAUUUGGGUAUACGCCAUUAUUAAACACCCAAUUCCGAGCUGAUUCAGUCCUGUUCAAAACUCGAAUACCACACGACAAGCAGAAGUGUUUCAAAUUUAUCUAGAACACAACUGAAAUAAGAACAAACUAACUUAAUUUUAAUUUCAGACAUAUAAUUUGUCGAAAAAAUAAGUUUUGGGCAGCCGUUUUAGGUAGCUAUGCAUACAUUUUAGCUUUAGACAAAUAAUUUGUCGAAAGAUGAGUUUUUGGCAGCCGUUUUAGGUAGCUAUGCAUUCAUUUUAAUAAUAUUUUUAGAAAUUAAUAAAUUUGAGACUUUGAAAGAUAUACGUUUUUACAAACGCUCCAGGUAUCAUGGUGUAUGUUUUAAUCAACUCUGAUAAGAAGGAUUAGUUAUCCUAUUAGCUGUUAUGCAGGCAUCUUAUGUAGCUAUGUAUUUUUAAAAAAUAUUCAUGAAUUCAAGAUACUAAAGAAGUUUUUAUAUUUUGGAGGUUGUAGAUAACAAUGUACUCAACUUUAAAAGAAAUCGACUCAUACAAUUUUAUUAGAUUUUCUAUUUUGUAGUUGUUUUAGGUAGCUAUCUAUUCAUUUUCAUAAUUUUUUAAUGUGAUUACCAAACUUUUUCAACUGUAAGCUAAGUUUCUACAUUUAGCUGAGCUUAUGUAAUUUACGUAUUUGAAAGUCACAAUUAAGCCAUAAUUUUACAGCUAUGCUGUAGCCUAAUAACCUUACGAUGUAAGUUAUUCUAAAAUUUUAUCAAUUUUACAGAAAUUCUGUAGUUUACCUUUGUGUUAGUUAUUUUUAAUAAAUUUGACAUCAAAAUAGUUUUUAAAAGUAAUUGUAGAACGUAAUUAUAUUCUUGAUCUUUGAUAUUAUGUUCUAUUUUAGUAGUUUAUAACAAAACAUUGCUGGUGAAAAGAUAGGAUAUCCUACAACCCUAAUACUUGGGUUUGGGAUCAGAUGAGGCACUUUUGAGCCUAAUACUUUAAAGAAGGGAUAAAUAAUGGAACAUUACCACAAGAGAUGGGUCAAAUUCAUUAGAAAAAGUAUCUUCGUUGUAUUUAGAUAUGUUGAAUUCUUCUUCUCUUUCUUCUACUUCUAAGUUUCUCAUGUUUUCUUUUUUCCUAAUCCUCUUUUUCAGCUCUUCCUACCGUAUCUUAUCAUCUUCUUCUCUCUAUUCUCCUUCAUCUUCCUUUUACUAUCUUUCCAAACUUAUACAAUUUUCUUCAACAAAUUUUUCAUCAUCGAUCUUCAUUUAACUUCUAUUACAAGUUGUGGUAUUGUUUAAAACAUUUUUAUGUCAUUACAAAAUCAAGGAUUCUGCUAUAAUGAAAGCGCGUUUCAAACCGGUUCGGUUUAAAAUUACAAGUAAGAUCUUAAGAUGUGGGAUCUUACGCAAAUUAAAUAAAUUACUUUGAAUAUUGUAACAUUGUCUAUUUCUAAAACAUUAGAGAAACUAGUUUCGGUUGCUUCACCAUUAUCAAUCUAAAUUGAAAACUCUGAACUGAGUUUAGAGUGAAAUUUUUCAACUGAUAGAGUGAAACUAUCUGAAGUUUAGAGUGGAACUUCUAAACUGAGUUUAAACUGAUAAUGGUUUAGAAUUGAUUACAGUUAAUGAUGUGGGGGAUUUGGGGUUUCAAUUUUGUGUUGUGACAACCGGUUGUCAAUAUUACUUCAUUGAGAAAUUCCAACUCAAAUCCACAACAAAUAGCUAGAAAGUUCCAAAUUUUCAAUUUCUCAUCAAUUGUAUAUUUUUAACGAGGGUUUAAAAAUCAAACAAGGAUUGACGAUUAUUGCCUGAUAACCGGUUGUCAAUAUUAGGUACUUCAUUGGGCCGUUAUGUUGGAAAUUUAUGUUUAAUUAUGCUUCUUUUAUCUUGUUUGUAACACAUUUUUUCUUAGUCUGUAUUGUUGGUGGUAUUUAUGCAACGGUUUGUAGGGCAGUCUUAUUAAAUUAUUUGAAUCAAUAGAUUUAAUGGUACAUAAUAGAUUGAAGUGUCCUAGAAAAGGGCCCUAAUUUUUAUAGGAUAGUUCUACUAUUUGUGUUUCAUUACAACAUUUUUACUGAUCAAAGUAAUAAUAUUGAAACAUCCCUGUAUUCAUAGGGAUGAAUUGGGUAAGACGAAUUAAUUAAGAUGGGUUCCGAGCAAACUAUUGAGUAGUUUCUAUUAUAUUUAUAUAUUUUUGGGGGAAAAUACUACUUGUAAUAAUUGUCUCUUUCCUGUAAAGGGUUACUUUUAAUAUAAAUGAAAAUCUUAGUACCCUUUUUUGAAUUAUUUUAUCACUAAUAAUAAAAAAUAAUUCAAAAAAGGGUACUAAGAUUUUUAUUUUUAUUUAUACUUGUAAUAAUUACUGUAGUUGAAAAUAUGAAAACCAAUGAAAGAAUUUCUUAGUUUUAAUCUAGACACUGUGUUUCCAAAUAAAUAUUUAAAAAAACAUUCUUACUUUAUAAUGAGAAAUGAGGAAUCCAUUUAUUUUGCUCGUAGGGAGUAGCUUCAUCGACCUGAGACUGUGGAAGCACAGUGUCUAUAGUGAGGUGAGGUCCACGUUAUAAUGGCAGUGUUUUAUUAGCAAUGGUAUAUUGCUUUCCUUCUCUAUCAUUCAUCAAAGCAGAUUGCGCUACCUCUUUCUCACUUUGAUCUGUUGCCAGAUCGUCUUUUAACAAUGUAGAAUUAAUAAUUAAUUAACAAAAUAUUCCAUCUUCAUUAUGAAAUUAUUGAAAAAUUUAAUUUCUUGCUUAAUAAAAUAUAAUUGAUUAUUUAAAAUGAGAAUGAACAGUUAAUAUUACAUCAAUAAACCUGUAUCAGCUACCGUCUAUAGAAGGCAUUGACAAGACAGAGGAUCGGCAACGUUGCUGUCCUAUUUAUUUAUUCAUUUACAAUGCAAAUGACACUAAUGCAAUAACAUUAUAGAAGAUAAAAUAAUAAAGUAACCCUUUUGCUAUUUUUCUUCCAAAUUUAUAGGUACUGUAACAAAGUCCAAGAUAAGGUUAGAAUUUCACGUGUACAAUUUUUAUAAAAUUUUAGUCCAAAAUAAACAUGAAAACUAUAAAUUUUGAAUUUAGAUGACUUGAAUUAUCUUUCUCCACUGCCAUUAUAACGUGCACUCUGCAUUAUGGCUUCUAUCUCCACUAUAGAUUACAACUAUAAAGAGGUCCACGUUAUAAUGGCAGUGUGUGAUUUGCAAUGGUUUUGCUAUCCUUGUCUAUUGUUCAACAAAGCAGAUGGCGCUAUCUCACGCAUUGCGAUGUUGCCACCUCGUUUAUCAAUAAUGUAGAAAUUCAACUAAUUGACAAAAUGUUUAAUCUCUAUUAUGAAAAUUUAUUAUUACAUAUUUAAAAAAUAUAUUUUCUUGACAAAUAGAAUAUGACUAACUAUUUUCAACAAUAAUGAACAGUUGAAUUCAUCAGAUAUACCAGUAUCAGCUGUUUGGGUGGCAAGGCUGAGAUCAAAAAUUAUUGAAAAGUUUAAUUUCUUGCUUAAUAAAAUAUAAUUGAUUAUUUAAAAUGAGAAUGAACAGUUAAUAUUACAUCAAUAAACAUGUAUAAGCUACCGUCUAUAGAAGGCAUUGACAAGACAGAGGAUCGGCAACGUUGCUGUCCUAUCUUUCUCCACUGCCAUUAUAACGUGGACUCCACUAUAGAUUACAACUAUAAAGAGGUCCACGUUAUAAUGGCAGUGUGUGAUUUGCAAUGGUGUUGCUAUCCUUGUUUAUCGUUCAACAAAGCAGAUGGCGCUAUCUCUUUCACGCAAUGCGAUGUUGCCACAUCGUUUAUCAACAAUGUAGAAAUUCAACUUGUUGACAUAAUAUUUUAUCUCAAUCAUGAAAAUUCAUUAUUACAUAUUUAAAAAAUAUAUUUCUUGACAAAUAGAAUAUGACUUACUAUUUUCAACAAUAAUGAACAGUUGAAUUCAUCAGAUAUACCAGUAUCAGCUGUUUGGGUGGCAAAGCUGAGAUCUGGCAAUCCUUUUCUCCUAUCUUCCUACACUGCCAUUAUUACGUCGUGACCUCACUAUAGUAUAAGUUAUUAUAAAGUAUUUCGUCUUGGAAAACAAUAUCAAAGAAUUUCUCUUCCACAUUUAGUUGUAUACUUGUAUCCAUAUUGGGCUGAAACUAUGUAAUUUAGUUGUUUAUUAUGGCGAGAUGAAACUUUAGUGACAUUCACUUUGAACUGUCAGCAUUCAUAUAUAUUUAACAUCGAUACUUUCCAUUCUACCAAUGCUGACAGUCUGGAGUAAAUCUCGCUACUAUACCACUAUUGGUCUGUUUACGUAACAAUAAAUGCCAUACGAAUAUAUAUUAUUAUUUAGUUAUUAUCUGUGAUUUUAUGUUUAGACUAUACUCAUAUUAUUGUAAGGUGCUUAUUUUAAAAUUAAUCUUUAUUUUAUUCCUGAUAACUUAUUUUAACUUAACAUAGUGUUAUUCGAUCAACUAUUUUAUCAUCUGUGUAAUGAUUGGAUUUAAAUAGAAAAUGUAACUUUAUUUGAUCAACUGAAGAGGUUCUCUUCGAUUGUAACCAGCAGCGUUGUAUACUGUAUUCAAGUGUUGUGAAAAAUAUAAUUGAAAUUUUGAACUUGUA
Molecule: messenger RNA, 7447 nt
Organism: Nilaparvata lugens (brown planthopper)
Lineage: Eukaryota; Metazoa; Arthropoda; Insecta; Hemiptera; Delphacidae
Gene: botv
Product: exostosin-3
Exons: 16
Coding region: 249-2975 (908 amino acids)
Cellular component (GO): membrane
Molecular function (GO): glycosyltransferase activity
Source: RefSeq, a predicted model, not a curated record